AUGAAGGAUAGCAUCACCAAACCGCCUGAGAAGGAACCAAAAUCAAUCACGCCUGUAGCUGACCAAGGUCAGGGAGGUCUCGAGGCAAAAACUGGAUCAAAUUUGACCACUCAAUUGUCGAUUGCCUUGACAAAGGAUAAUCCUGCCUUGACAAGAACUCCCAAGAGCCAAAGCAAGCAAACCCCUCCUUCAAAAAUUGCUGAGGAUGGCACAACAAAAGGACGUUUGCUCCUCCCGCCUGAAAUUGCCUUAACCAAGGAUAAUCCUGAUCCCAAGGCUCCCAAGAGCCAACGCAAGCAACCCGCCCCCUCCUUCCAAAAUUGCCGAGAAUGGUGCAGUGCAAGGACGACUGCUCAUUGCCUACAACAAGAAACUCAGGGUGUCAAAGUUUCACAAGCUCUACAAGAAGGAAGGCUUGGAAAAAAAGAGGUUUUUGGAAAUCAGGCAUUUGCCGCUUGGUUUUCUCGAACGGCAAAACACACUGGGCUGGCAUUUGCCAAAUGCGUAGGCUUGUGGGCGGAUGUCAAUAUGAAAAAGCCUCCAAGCCUCAAUCCUACCACAAAAUUGCUUUGUUCAUCUUGA
Cylindrotheca closterium is the source of this 582-nucleotide messenger RNA. The record is from the annotation of a GenBank genome assembly. Lineage: Eukaryota; Bacillariophyta; Bacillariophyceae; Bacillariales; Bacillariaceae.